Messenger RNA from Lactuca saligna, 1911 nucleotides. The record is from the annotation of a GenBank genome assembly. NCBI's taxonomy places the organism in Eukaryota, Viridiplantae, Streptophyta, Magnoliopsida, Asterales, Asteraceae.
AUGGCUUCUACUUCCAAUACAAUAGUCCCCCGUCAAAUACGUCGUUCACGCAGGAGUUCACUUUUAGUGGAGAUACCAGCGUUGUCUUUUUAUUAUGACUGUGGAAAUUGUACCUGUGUAUGUGAGUAUUGUGGAGCUUAUUUUUGGUAUCAAGAGAGAGUAUUGUAUUUAUCCAGAGCCAAUCAUCCACAACAUACAAAAUGUUGUAAGUCGGGUAAUGUAGUUCUUCCUUACCCUCUUCAUCCGCCUGAUGUGCUUAUGCAAUUCUACGAAGAUGAUCACUUCAUGCGUAACAUAAGAGCAUAUAAUUCCAUGUUCUCUAUGACGUCUUUUGGUGCAAACGAAGACGACUCAAUCAACAAAGGUCGUGCACCAUAUGUGUUUAAGGUCGCUAAUAGACUUCGUUCUUUUCAUGAUGGGGAAGUACUUUUGUCUGCAGAAGUUGUAGAAUCCUUAAGUCAUAUGUUACGCACACAUAAUGAGUAUGUUCGUACAUUUAAGACUGCGAAAGAAAUAGCCCAGUCAAUGAAUUUAGAUUCAUAUGGUGUACGUUUAUUUAAUGUUGUACCUGACAGAAGAUAUGGUCCACCAGCCCCUGGAACUUUAGGUUGUAUUGUUUGUGGUGAUGAUGUUACUAACGCUGUCUAUGACAUUGUCGUCUAUUCAAAGUCUGGGUCACCUCGACGUGUCAGUAAGCUUCAUCCUACUUACAUGCCUUUGCAGUAUCCAUUACUGUUCCCGUAUGGUGAAGAAGGAUGGUCUCCUAGCUUGCAUCUACAUAUUAAGGCUAACAAAAGGUUAACAAAUAAUAUGUAUUAUAGUUAUCAAAUUAAUGAGCGACACACAUACUCUCUUAUUUUACGUGCACACCGUCUUUUCCACCAGUAUUUAGUAGAUGCAUAUACUUGCAUUGAACGAUCUAGGCUUGACUUUAUUGAACACCAUCAACAACAAUUACGAAUAGAGUACAUCAGCGGAGUUUAUGAGGCUUUGUCCAGAGGUGAUUCAGACAGUCAAGUCAUUGGAAAGCGUGUAUUUCUACCUGCAACUUUCGUUAGGGGACCUAGGUAUAUGUAUAAACACUAUCAAGACGCUCUUUCCAUAUGCAAGGUUCAUGGUAAGCCACAAUAUUUCAUCACUUUCACUUGCAAUGUUAAAUGGCCUGAGUAUAGAAGAUACAUGGAUGCUAUUGGUCAACGUGAUAUUCAAAACAGACCAGAUAUCAUUGCACGCAUCUUUAAAAUCAAAGUUCAUGCUUUCAUUAACUUCCUUAAAGAGGACAAAACUUUUGGAGAAUUUAGUGCAUAUCUUUACACAAUUGAAUUCCAAAAAAGGGGUUUACCACAUUGCCAUACAUUAUUAUGGGUAACGUCACCCUAUACAAUUCAAGAAGGUGCAGAUAUUGAUAAAUACAUAACCGCUGAGCUUCCUGAUCCGAUACUUGAACCAACACUAUAUAGGACUGUUACUACAUGCAUGCUACAUGGUCCUUGUGGUUCAUUAAAUAUUAGUGCCCCCUGUAUGGUAGAUGAUAGAUGUAAGAAACAAUUUCCAAAACCAUUCAACCCAUUAACAACUUUUGAUGCAAAUGGUUACGUGCAUUAUAAGAUACGUGUUGGAUCAUAUCAUGUCCUACAAAGUGGGAUUAGAACUAAUAAUGGCUAUGUAGUGCCAUACAAUAAACGUUUGUGUAGUCGAUUUGAUGCUCACAUCAAUGUUGAAUAUUGUGGUUGGAAUAUGAUGAUUAAGUACUUAUUUAAGUACAUAUCAAAGGGGGUUGAUCGCGUUCGUUUCACUCUUCAAACAUCAGAGGCAAAUACUCCUACUACUUCCUCUACCAUACCUGUCACUGUAAAUGAAAUCAAGUCAUUUCUUGAUGGUCGGUACAUAUGUCCACACGAAGCAGCAUGA